AUGAAAUUGACGCAGUUGAAAGUGAAUGGAGCAUUGGUGAAUGCUUUUAUUGAAAGGUGGAGGCCAGAAACGCAUACAUUUCAUUUGAAGUGUGGAGAGACAACUAUUACACUUCAAGAUGUUUCUGUGCUACUUGGUAUUCCUGUGGAUGGAAGACCAUUAAUUGGAAAUACAAAUAUUGACUGGUUUGAGUUGUUUCAUGAAUUAUUGGGUGUCAUGCCUGACGAUGCUGUAAUUGAUGGGAACUCAAUUAAAUUGAGUUGGUUGUCUUCUCAUUUUGCAAAUAUUCAUGAUUUUACAGGCAACCAAGAAGGCCUUGAAAGAUUUGCUCGUGCUUGGAUCUUACGAUUCAUAGGAGGGGUAAUGUUUGUUGACAAAAGCAGCAAACAUGUGCAUUUGAAAUAUUUGGAGUUUCUGAGAGACCUUAGAGAGUGCAGCAGUUAUGCAUGGGGAGCUGCUGUUUUGGGUCACCUUUAUAGAGAGAUGUGCAUUGCAACAGACUAUAAUACUAAAUCAAUAGGCGGUUUCACUCUCUUGAUUCAAUUAUGGGCAUGGGAACGAUGCCCAACGUUAGCCCCCUCAGUUAUUCCUCCACAACAACAAAACGCGCCACUUGGUUACAGAUGGUUGGGAGGUGAAUUGCAUCACAUAGGCAAUGACAAUUUAAUUGAGUUUCGUCGUAAAUUAGAUGUCAUGAAACGCGACGAGUUUGUAUGGGUCCCUUAUGCUGGACAUGUGGAAAUGAAUUUGAGUCAAGGUGAAAUUGUCGAAACACUACAUUUUAUGGUGUCGCCUGUUGGGAGAAGGGUUUGUACUUUUGACGAUUUACUGCCAUGUAUCGAGAAGAUCACUCUUUUGUCUGAAGAAGAGGAUAGGAUACUUGAGGCACAUGAAGAUGCUCCCCCUUCUCAGCCAUAA
Molecule: messenger RNA, 918 nt
Organism: Glycine soja
Lineage: Eukaryota; Viridiplantae; Streptophyta; Magnoliopsida; Fabales; Fabaceae
Product: serine/threonine-protein phosphatase 7 long form homolog
Exons: 4
Coding region: 1-918 (305 amino acids)
Biological process (GO): meristem development; meristem maintenance
Source: RefSeq, a predicted model, not a curated record